Molecule: messenger RNA, 399 nt
Organism: Larimichthys crocea (large yellow croaker)
Lineage: Eukaryota; Metazoa; Chordata; Actinopteri; Sciaenidae
Product: cyclin-dependent kinase inhibitor 1B
Exons: 1
Coding region: 1-399 (132 amino acids)
Biological process (GO): negative regulation of mitotic cell cycle; negative regulation of cyclin-dependent protein serine/threonine kinase activity; G1/S transition of mitotic cell cycle
Cellular component (GO): cytoplasm; nucleus
Molecular function (GO): protein-folding chaperone binding; cyclin-dependent protein serine/threonine kinase inhibitor activity
Source: RefSeq, a predicted model, not a curated record
AUGUCAGAUGUUCGCCUUUCUAAUGCGAGCCCGACAUUGGAGAGGGUGGAUGCGCGGCAGCCGGACAACGUCAGACCUCCGGUCCGCAGAAACCUUUUCGGCUCACCUGACCGAGAGGAGAUACGGAGGUAUGUCACGGCUGCGAUGCGGGAAGAUGUGCAGGAUUUUAUGGAGGAGUACAAUUUCGAUCCCGUCAACGACAGACCGCUCACUCCGCGCAAUUACGAGUGGCAGGAGGACAGCGACGCACCGGAGUUUUUUCGCCGACCGCCUCACCAUCGAGAUGCGGACUCGCCCGGCGACAACAACCGACAGGAUGCCGAGGAGAGCAGCGGAAGGCAGUCGGCAGAUCGCGGGCAGAGCUUGGGGAAAAGGCGUUCAGGAGACCAAGGUGAGUGA